AUGAAAAAUAUAAAUCACAGACAACACUUCUGGGAAAGUACUACUGUCAAUAAUAAGAGCUACACCAAUCCUGAAAAUUUAAACACACGACACAAGGAAUCCAACCAGAAAGAACCCACAAAAGGGAGCACCCAUCACGUACUAAGUAAAAACCAAAAGGAUAACCAAGCGGCGAGUAGCGCAAGGCAGAAUCAAAGUUUGAACUGCAAAACUGUUAGAGGUGAAAAGCUGAAUGGUGAAAAAAAAAAGAAUAACAAAAAGGUGAAAAACGACACGUUCAAUUGGAGAGUCACUACAGACACAAGAAGAAACAACGCCAAUAGCGACACACUAGUUCCACUUAAGAAAAACGGGGAACGGAAAAAAUUAUUGGAGAAAAGGGAAUGCCUUCUGAAUGGGGAGUCAACGAAAUUUCAUGAAAAAACAGACAUUGAAAAUGACGCCAGCGAUUUUUCCAAUUUGAUCACUUUUGAUGAUCAGCCAACGGUGAGUGAAAACAUUCCCAUCCAAAAUGACACCCCGUAUGGCACACACAGGGAUGCACCCAGGAAGGACGAUCUGGAAAAUUCGUUAAAAAAUGUUCAUUUCGAUAUUCACUUGGAUGUUCACGCGGGAAUUGGAGGGAUCCACUCGGGGACCGUUCCUAAGGGGUGUGCUGCCCAUAAUGGCACCAGGUAUAGCAGCAGAGAUGACAACAGGAAAACCAAUCAUGGUCCAAAUGGAAAUGUAGAGGAUGGGAAGAACGCCCGCCAUGACAAUAACACCGCGAAAACGAAUUUCGCAGAAUUGAACAAGGAAGAAAAUGACGAAAAGGAACUACUACUGGAGCAUAUAAAGAGGCUGGAAUAUCAAAACAAUAUAUUUCUGAACAAUCUGUUAAAUGUGUACUAUGUCUGCAUGGACUACAUCAAAAUGCAAGAUGAGAAAAUAAAAAAAAAUGAAGAAAUCAUACUUUUCCAGAAUAAAAUUAUAAACGAUUUAAAGGAAAAUGAACACUUGGAGGACACCACAGGUAUGAGUAAUGACACAACUGGUAACUGUAAAAAUGGUGACUCAGAUUUGUGA
Plasmodium coatneyi is the source of this 1065-nucleotide messenger RNA. RefSeq lists its product as uncharacterized. The transcript has a single exon. The record is from RefSeq and is a predicted model, not a curated record. Lineage: Eukaryota; Apicomplexa; Aconoidasida; Haemosporida; Plasmodiidae. Bases 1 to 1065 code for a protein of 354 amino acids.